Molecule: messenger RNA, 327 nt
Organism: Microthlaspi erraticum
Lineage: Eukaryota; Viridiplantae; Streptophyta; Magnoliopsida; Brassicales; Brassicaceae
Source: the annotation of a GenBank genome assembly
AUGCUGCAAAGUGUAGGCAAAUACCGGUGGAGACAGUCAUGUCGGUACAAGAAGCUAACUGACCAACAUGAGAAGUUGACAACAGCAACAACAAGGUCGGGUAAAAGGCAGAACUUGGGGAAGAAGAACGAGAUUCGAGCAAAAGGGUUUAGACUAAACCGAUCAAGGAAGCUGGUUCUUAAGGCAUUAGCUUUGCCUAGAAGGAUCUUUAACCUUUAUGUGCGUAUCACAAAUAAGAUGAACAGAGAAGGUUUAUAUCCUAAUCUUGUUUUUUCUUCUCAUUGGGGUUUCCCUGUUCAGAUGAAUUCAAGAGGUGGGUUCCGCUAG